UUAGCUUUACAAAGUUAGCCGCUGUUUAGUAUUAUAUAUAUAUAUUAAAGAAACCCCGUCAUUUCCGAUGGCUCUGGAGAGUCUUUUAAUUGGAAAGCAUAUGAACUGCUUGUCCUGGAUAUUGUUCGGUGCUCUCUGGACCUCUUUAUGAACUAACUCCCUGUUAACAGUAGGGACUAGAUGUUAGCACCAACAGCUCUGCCUUUCGGCACCAGGAAAAGGUGAACAGGUUACCAUAUGGCACAACAAACAUCAGCAGGACGGCGCUACGUGAAAACUUUCAUUAGUGGAUUCUUUGUUGCUGUUCCCGUCACAGUUACUAUCCUAGAUAAACUGGCCUAUGUGGCUCGAGUGGAAGGAGCGUCCAUGCAGCCAUUCCUUAACCCAGAUGUUGGAGCCCAGUCUGAUGUUGUCUUGCUGAAUCGUUGGAGUGUAAGAAACUACCAAGUUCAAAGAGGGGACAUUGUCUCUGUUGUUUCCCCUAGAAAUCCCAAACAGAAGAUCAUCAAGCGCGUCAUUGGCCUAGAGGGAGACUUCAUCAGGACUCUAAGCUACAAGAACCGAUAUGUACGGGUCCCUGACGGUCAUUUGUGGAUAGAGGGGGAUCAUCGUGGGCACAGUCUGGACAGCAACUGCUUUGGACCGGUGUCACUGGGGCUCCUGCAUGGCAGGGCCUCCCACAUCAUCUGGCCACCAAAUCGGUGGCAACGCAUUAAACCAACUCUACCGGCAAAUAGAGAACCACUGGAUGCUGAAGAAGAUGAUGAAUAAAAAAAGAUCAGAUAGUUUUUGGACAAAUUCUUUUAAGCAAAUGUUGUGCCAACAUCUAUUUCCUAAAUAUGUAAUUGUUUGAAUUUUAAUAAUCAAGUGCUUUGAUUGA
This is a messenger RNA of Gambusia affinis (western mosquitofish), 880 nucleotides long. RefSeq names its product inner mitochondrial membrane peptidase subunit 2 (gene immp2l). Lineage: Eukaryota; Metazoa; Chordata; Actinopteri; Cyprinodontiformes; Poeciliidae. Gene Ontology annotation, cellular component: membrane; mitochondrial inner membrane peptidase complex. Gene Ontology annotation, biological process: mitochondrial respiratory chain complex assembly. The transcript is spliced from 6 exons. Gene Ontology annotation, molecular function: serine-type endopeptidase activity. Bases 238 to 771 code for a protein of 177 amino acids. The record is from RefSeq and is a predicted model, not a curated record.